GCCACAGUGAACGUUAUAACGUCAAAACUCGGAAGCUUAGAAGAUGCCUUAUACAAUGAAUACAGCAAGGAAUCUUUGAAACAGCUUUUGAAAAAUAAAGCAAGUGUCAAAACAAUUCUACCUCUUCUUCGUGUUUCAUCAAUGGCGAUAUAUCUCAGGUUGUGCAUCACAAGUUUCACAAUCUUCUUAUGCCUCAUAUCUCCGUCUUCAAGCCAGAAAGUCACACUAAGUCUAUACUACGAAGCUCUGUGCCCCUACUGUGCAGAGUUCAUUGUUAACCACUUGACUAAGAUCUUCGAAAGCGGCUUAAUCUCAGCCAUUGAUCUCCAGCUCGUCCCAUGGGGAAACGCAGUGAUAAGACCAGAUGGCAGCAUUCUCUGCCAGCACGGAGAAGCUGAGUGUGCGCUCAACGCAAUUCACGCCUGUGCAAUAAGCGCAUACCCUGAUGUGAUGAAGCAUUUUGGGUACAUCUACUGUACGGAACGACUGGUCUUGGAAAACAAGCUCGAAAAAUGGGCCGACUGUUUUGAAAUGGCUGGACUGAGCAGAGCAGCGCUUGAUUGUUACAUCAAUGGGUACGGAAACCAGCUUGAACUGAGGUAUGCUGAAGAAACCUCGGAACUUUAUCCAGCACAUAAAUUCGUGCCAUGGGUGGUUGUAAACAAUAUCCAACCACUUGAGGAGAAGUACCAGAACUUUGUAAUGUAUGUAUGCAAGGCUUUUGGAAGCAACCAGGUGCCAGAAGCGUGCAACCAUUCGGUGGAGACACUAAGCAGGUUCAACGACACUUCAGUGGAGAAGCUAAGUUAUAGUCACCAAGUUUGCUAUUCCAACCAG
Messenger RNA from Thlaspi arvense, 837 nucleotides. The record is from the annotation of a GenBank genome assembly. NCBI's taxonomy places the organism in Eukaryota, Viridiplantae, Streptophyta, Magnoliopsida, Brassicales, Brassicaceae.